Molecule: messenger RNA, 4299 nt
Organism: Esox lucius (northern pike)
Lineage: Eukaryota; Metazoa; Chordata; Actinopteri; Esociformes; Esocidae
Gene: dtx4a
Product: deltex 4, E3 ubiquitin ligase a
Exons: 9
Coding region: 793-3042 (749 amino acids)
Biological process (GO): protein ubiquitination; Notch signaling pathway
Cellular component (GO): nucleoplasm
Molecular function (GO): ubiquitin protein ligase activity; zinc ion binding
Source: RefSeq, a predicted model, not a curated record
UCUCUAUUGGACGCCAAUGAGGUUGUAACAGGGUUGUCGGUGGACGCCGGUGUACGCUGCUUGCAAAAAUGUGCUUCCUUGUCAUUAAUGGGCGGAGUAUUGGUCCCUGUUUCUGGAAUAUGACUGGUUACUUUACCUAUUCCUGGUAGAUAGGGCGGGGUGAAAAGCUUGUCCAAGGACUCACGCCAACAUUUUCCUCAGAUACAAUUAUUUUUGCCGGGGAGGGCCCACGGAAUUAUUUUCAGUGGUCCCUCUUAUAAAUGCAACCCACUCAUAAAUCCAAGACACAUCAUGGACCAAUUGCACGACAUGGCUGUGCAGGCCCAUUUGCGCUUUCAUAGAGAUUCAAACAAAUAGCCCAAAGCUCUAUGAUCAGGGCAAUUAUGUAACGCGAAUCCGUGAUUUUUCUCUGAACAACUGUCUUUUCUAACAGAACCUGAUGGAUAACCGCUAAAAUACCAUAGCCUACACUGGAUUGGCUUUGAUUGGAGGUAGCGGGAUUGGCUUUGAUUGGAGGUAACGGAAGGCGAACUAAAAGUAGGCUACCCGCAAUUGCACACAGCAUCUUCACACACCCAAACCUGAUUGUGCGGUAGAAAUGAUUCCAGUAGCCUAUUCUGCACGUCAUUUUUUUCUGCAUGCAUACGGACCAAAAUGCAAGGAACCUGCUAGGUUUUUUGCCCUGAUUUUUGACAUACGGUUCUAACGAUUUAUUGAUUCGCUUGAACAAAGGAACGAAAUGUUGUUGUACCUGUAGGCUACACUACAUGAUAUCAACAUGGAAGGAGUAGGAUGUUACUAGCAUCCGCCGUGGUGGUAUGGGAAUGGCUGAACGAACACGGGCGCUGGCGGCCAUACAGCCCGGCGGUCUCUCACCACAUCGAGGCAGUCAUCCGCAACGACCCACGGGGUGGUAGUGUUGUCUUAGGCCAGGUGGACGCUCGCCUCUCGCCUUACAUCAUCGACUUGCAUUCCAUGCACCAGUUCCGACAAGACACAGGUACCCUCAGACCCGUCCGCCGAAGCUUCUACGACCCCACGUCCGCUCCGGGUCAGGGCUGGCUGUGGGAGUGGGAGAACGACGCCGGCUCGUGGACGGCGUACGACACGGAGGUGGGCAUCGCCAUCCAGGCCGCACGCGACCGUCAGCAGCCCUGGCUGGACCUGGCCCCGCUGGGCUUCUGCUACCUCAUCGACUUCCAGAGCAUGACCCAGAUCAACGGGCAGACCCAGCGCUGCCGACGCAUCCAGCGACGCUCUGACCUGGCCUACCCGCUGGUGUCAGGGCCCCUGCCCAAGUCUCACCACGCCUGGGGGCCAGGCCCCGGCGGGCUGCUCGGGGUGGGGGUUUCCGGACUGAGCAUGGGGGUCGGUUCGAGCGGGAUGGGCAACGGGAAUGGCAGCGCCUACCCCAGCGGCGCCCUUCCGGCUUCCGCCAUCACCUCCCUGGGCCAGCCCUGCGCCUGUCAGCAGUGCAUGCUGGUCCUGAGUGUCAAGGCAGGUGCCAUGGCAACGGCCCACACCCUGGGAAGGAGGCCUCCUCAGAACAAGCCGCCCAGCCCUAAACUGGGCAGUAGCUACUCGGCGAUGGGGGGGUCCUACUCACUGACCCUCCCUCGCCCCCCCUCCUCUAUGGCUAGGUCCCUGUCUCCGCACAGGACGCCCGUGGGCGGUGCUAGCGGUGGCAUUGGGGUCGGAGGCGGCGGCGGCUUUGCCCACUCGCUCUCCCUUCUGGGUUCGGCCACCGCUGCCCUUUCCCUCUCCUCCACCCGACCCCCGCCCCCGCCUCUGCCCCCACUUCCGCCUCCUCCCCCACCUCCGCCCUCCUCAAUCGCCUCAAACAGCGGCACCCUUCCUCCCUCCUCCUCCUUCACCAUGGCGUCCAUGGCGUCCUCGGCCCCUCCGUCCAUGCCGGCUCCGCCCCCUCCUCUCAUCUCCACGGCGGCGUCCUCCUGCACCCCCUCGCCCUCCGCCCGUGUCCUGGGACCCGUGUCUUCGGCGGCGGCGGCGGCCUGUGCCGCCCCCCUGCCUCCACGUGCCAGCCUGGCUGGGCUGAGCCGUCCCGCCCUGCAGCGCAUUGCCAUGGCCCAGUCCAGAGCCCUCAUCGCCUCCGGGGUCCCCACGGUUCCUGUGAAGAACCUCAAUGGAUCUAGCCCUGUCCACCCGGCAUUAGCAGGUAUCACAGGAAUCCUGAUGAGCGCCGCGGGACUCCCCGUCUGCCUGACCCGCCCCCCCAAGCUGGUGCUCCACCCCCCGCCCGUGAGCAAGAGUGAAAUCAAGCCGGUGCCGGGCCUCGGCCACUGCUGCCGCAAGACCACCAAGAAGCAGGCCCGCAAAGGCAAGACCCCCGAGGAGGUGGUGAAGCGGUACCUUCAGAAGGUCCGGAACCCGCCGGAGGAGGACUGCACCAUCUGCAUGGAGGCCCUGGCCGGGCCGUCUGGUUACAAGGGCCCCGGCGUGGGAGGCGUCUCGCGGGCCGAGUCAGUGGGACGCCUGGCCCAGUGCGGCCACCAGUACCACCUCCAGUGCCUGGUGGCCAUGUACAACAACGGCAACAAGGACGGCAGCCUCCAGUGCCCCACCUGCAAGACCAUCUACGGCGUGAAGACGGGCAACCAGCCGCCGGGCAAGAUGGAGUACCACGUCAUCCCCCACUCGCUGCCGGGCCACCCCGACUGCAAGACGGUGCGCAUCAUCUACAACAUCCCGCCAGGCAUCCAGGGCCCGGAACAUCCGAACCCAGGCAAGCCCUUCACGGCCCGGGGGUUUCCCAGGCACUGUUACCUGCCGGAUAGCGACAAGGGACGCAAGGUUUUGAGGCUGCUGCUGGUGGCGUGGGACCGCCGGCUCAUCUUCUCGGUGGGCACGUCCAGCACCACGGGGGAGUCGGACACGGUCAUCUGGAACGAGGUGCACCACAAGACGGAGUUCGGCUCCAACCUGACAGGCCACGGCUACCCGGACCCCGGCCACCUGGACAACGUCCUGGAGGAGCUGAAGGCCCAGGGGAUCACCGGGGAGGAGUGCCUACCCAGGGACUGAGCCCGGCGCCUGUCUGACUCUGGAGGGACAUUCAGCUGCUUGACGAACACACACACCCUCGGGAGAGACUGUGGGACCGACGCGGGUGGACAAAGACAAAUUCAUGUUUAAACAUUGUGUUUUUUUUUUAGAUCUACUGAAAUCAACACAGGGUGGUGCGACUGAGACGCCCACUGAAAACUGACAGCCUGAAAGACCGCAUACGACACUACAUGAAAGGACCGCUGAACAGAUGAGCCAACGGAAAGGACCAGCUCUGUAAAACAAAUAGAGAAACAGACGAGUGGACGUCCUGGCUGUUGAUUCUGGAGACACUAACUGAAGAACAGUUGGCCCGGCCGCUGCAUGGGUCAGUUGUACGGUGGAAUGUUUGUUUUAUUUUUUAUUUUUCCUGCUCCAGUAUUGGUGGCAUCACAAAAUGUCAUUCAGUGAGACUUUUGAGGCCGCAGUGCGUAUACAGCUCAAUGUUGGACAGGAGUUGUCGUUUAAACCCGCAAGAGCUCGACAAGAAUGUACUAAAUCUGAAUUGGUCUUUUUGAAUUCAGUGGUGAAGUUUACUUGAGCUGCUGUGAGUGUUUGACAGGGGUGUUAAUGGGGAUAUGCUAAAUAGACUGAAGGGAAGAGGUCAAAUGAAGAAGGAAAGGAUAAGGCUUGAAGUGUCCACUGGCAGCGUGGUAAAGCAAAUCUCUUGUUAAAGAGAACGUCAAACGUAUAUCAUGUUUAUGACUGGACACGUGAACAUGAGUGUUUACUGCCCUCUAGUGGUCCUUACUGAAAAAUACAUUCCCUUUUCUCUAGGUUCUCGUCAGUAUUUUAUGAAUUGCUGUAUCAUUUUUGGAAAAUGCGUUGUUGUAAAUUUUUAAUAGUUGAUAAAUAUUGGCUCGGUUGAGUUUAUAUCAUUUUUACAUUCCAUUUUGUUCUGACUUUUUAACAUUGUACAUUGCCUAUUUGAUUGCUAUAGCAUUAUUUUAUAUGUGGCAUUGUAAGGAGAUUAGUCAAGCAUAAGUCUUCUUGGGAGGACUCAGUAUUAUGAGCCAUUAUGUGUGUGUAUGUGUUUAAAUGAUUUUACCAGCCAUUGAUUUUUGACACAUCUUUUGCCAAUUACUUUCAGUAUUAAUGAUAUAGAAAUCCUCUUGAGAGUCCUCAGACAAUGGGUGCGUCUUAAUAGUCUUAUGUACAGUGGGGAGAACAAGUAUUUGAUACACUGCCGAUUUUGCAGGUUUUCCCACUUACAAAGCAUGUAGUGUGUCAUUUUUA